AACUGGGUGUCAGACCUUCGUGGAGAACAAUCAGACUGAGGACCUCGACGCACAGUUGAGACAGAAGCGACACUCGGGGGGGAAUAAACAGACAAAACAUGUCCCACAAAAAGUCUUCCCAGGUGCCGGGUGAUGGAGAGAACCUGCGGGGAAGACAUGCGGCUGAUUCCACAGAGAAUCCUGCAGAUCAUGAACAGCAUCCCCGGAUUCCACAGCAACCCUCCCAAACAGAUUGGCUCCGUGUUGGCCCCCAGCAUCCAGAGCUAGGCACAGCAGACACGCCCUCCCCCCAUGCUUCUGGACACCACUUCUGCCACUACACACCAAAAGCUUUCCUCACCGUCCACAGAGGAGGACACAACACUUCAGCCCGGUCAACUCCGUGUGCAGAAGAGGGUUGGCAUGAAGCUACCACAAAGACGACAAUCAGAGCUGACAAUGAAGUGGAGGCGCACAGGGAGGCCAACAACUACAAGUUUGGCUUCAGAAAGUGGAAGGGCAACGUAACGGAAAAGCCCAUUGAAGACCGAUCAGACAUCAUCAAAGAGCUCCACUCUGAUCUGAGCAUCGUGAAGCCUCAAGAAGGCUCAGUGGUCACCUUUGGGAACAUAGUUUAUGUGUUUUUAUUUGGAUGGUGGAUAUCUUUAAUCUAUUUCCUCAUUUGUCCUAUAAUGUUUCUAACGAUCUUCGGUGCCCCGUAUGGCAAACUUUGUUUUAAGAUGGCAUGUUACUUUAUCUGGCCAUUUGGGAAGUCACUGGAAAAGGCCAGUCAUGUAGUUAAGAGAACCAUUGCGAGGCCUCCAAAGUGUGAGGUCAUUCCUGAAGAGGGAGACACCGAAGACGGUAAAGACACUGUGAGGAACAAGGACUCUGCACCCCUUCUGGUGUCUUCACCAAUCCCUAUUGAGAUCCCUGUCCCAGAACCACCAGCUAAAAAAAACCCUCUGCAGUGUCGCAUUAGUACUUACGUUUGGUUGUUAUUGGGUUACCCUGUCCUGGCUGUCGUCCACUCUCUGGCCUGUGUGCUUGCCUGGAUGCUCGUCUUCACUAUACCUGUAUCCAAGAUGAAUGCACGCACGAUGACCACAGUCCUCCUCAUGGCACCAGAGGACAUUCAGAUUCACACACUGGAAAAGACCCCUGGGUGUGAGACGGGAGUUAUCCUAUGCUGUUAUCAAGCUUUCAAUGGUUAUUACUACAAAUACACUGUCCAAGGAGUCAAUAUUUUUGCUCUCAACCUGCUUCCCUUCGUGUUAAUCACUCUGGUUAUUGGCUAUACUGACCAUGACCACAAGUACUUUAGGGCGGAGACCAUAUUCUUCACAGCUAUCCUUUCCAUCAUUCCUCUGUCCUACUAUAUUGGCAUGGGUAUAGCCAGUAUUUCUGCACAGAGUAACUUUGCAGUGGGAGCGGUGGUGAAUGCAACGUUUGGCUCCUUCACAGAGAUGACUUUCUACAUCACAGCACUACUGCAGGGCUAUCGUGCUGGCACCAAAUGUUAUGAGGAGAUUGUUAAAGCAGCACUCACAGGGACCUUGCUUGGGUGUAUCCUGUUUAUACCUGGUAUCUGUAUGAUCAUUGGAGGCAUUAAACACAGGGAGCAGCGAUUCAACAGUCGCUCAGCUGGAGUGAGUUCGGCUUUGCUUUUCAUAUCCGUAGGAGGUGUGUUUGCCCCGACGCUUUUCUCAAAGACCUUCGGUAAUCUGAUGUGUGACAGCUGCACCAAUGUUCCCGGCAACUCCAGUGUACCCUUCAUCUGCAAGGACUGUCAUUACGACAUGACUCAGGCUGACCCACAUUUGAUUCUGUCUCAAAUUGAGCCUCUGGUGUACACAAUUUCUGUGUUGCUACCCGCUGCAUACCUGAUUGGCCUCAUCUUCACAUUGAAGACCCACUCCCACAUCUAUGAUAUCCAUAUCAGCGAUGGCCAAGGGGGCCAUGCACAUGGUCAUCAUGUAGUCCACUGGUCCCGGUGGAGGGCUCUUGCAGUGCUGAUUGUUGCCACAGUGUUGAUGGCCUGCUGCGCUGAGCUCAGCACGGCGAACAUCGAGCCCAUGCUGAGCCAUUCCUCCAUUUCUCAGUACUUCAUCGGAGUCACAGUUUUGGCUAUGGUGCCAGAGAUUCCUGAGAUUGUCAACGGGAUCCAGUUUGCACUUCAGAACAACAUCAGCCUGAGCCUUGAAGUGGGCAGUUGUAUUGCCGUGCAGGUCUGCAUGAUACAGAUUCCACUACUCAUACUCUUCAACGCCUUCUAUGAUGUUGGAUUUGUGCUUGUGUUCAGUGACAUUCAUCUCUGGGCCAGCAUCUUCAGUGUCAUUCUGGUCAACUACAUCUUCAUGGAUGGAAAAUGUGACUACUUUCAGGGCACCGCUCUAGUGGUCGUGUACCUCAUCCUUUUGGCCCUUUACUUUUUUGCUCCUUCUCCACGCUCUUGUUGAUCUGCUCACCAAGUAAAUUCCUAAGGCUCCAACAUUUCAUGCCACUAUUAAAAAAAAAUAAAUAAAUAAAUAAAAAUGAAUCCCUUAGGUGGUGAGUAUUCAGUGACACAGAAGAGUUGGAAAAAGAGUUUCAGUGAAUAGUUGUCUGCUUUUGUCGAUUAUAUGAUACUGACAUUGACACUGUUCUGGCUGUCAUAAAAAUGUAUGAUUAAAAUACUGCAUUUAUUUAAAUGUAAA
Molecule: messenger RNA, 2675 nt
Organism: Larimichthys crocea (large yellow croaker)
Lineage: Eukaryota; Metazoa; Chordata; Actinopteri; Sciaenidae
Gene: cax1
Product: cation/H+ exchanger protein 1
Exons: 19
Coding region: 99-2438 (779 amino acids)
Biological process (GO): intracellular calcium ion homeostasis; calcium ion transmembrane transport
Cellular component (GO): endomembrane system; membrane
Molecular function (GO): calcium:proton antiporter activity
Source: RefSeq, a predicted model, not a curated record